AGUGCGAGGGAGGCCCAGGCGGCCGGGCCGGGCCGGAGGGCGGCAUCAUGUCCCGCCAGGCGAGCAGGGCCACCGACAGCAAAAAAAUGAGCUCUGAGCUUUUCACCCUGACUUAUGGCGCCCUGGUCACCCAGCUGUGCAAGGACUAUGAGAACGAUGAUGAUGUGAACAAACAACUGGAUAAGAUGGGCUAUAACAUCGGUGUCCGGCUGAUUGAAGAUUUCCUGGCACGGUCAAACGUCGGGCGAUGCCAUGACUUUCGGGAAACGGCAGAUGUCAUUGCCAAGGUGGCAUUUAAAAUGUAUCUGGGCAUCACGCCAAGCAUCACCAACUGGAGCCCCGCUGGGGACGAGUUCUCCCUCAUCUUGGAAAACAACCCCCUGGUGGACUUUGUGGAGCUGCCCGAUCACCACUCAACCCUCAUCUACUCCAACCUCCUGUGCGGGGUCCUGCGGGGAGCACUAGAAAUGGUUCAGAUGGCAGUGGACGUGAAGUUUCUCCAGGACACUCUGAAGGGGGACGGCGUGACAGAAAUCAGGAUGAAGUUCAUCAGGCGGAUCGAGGACAAUCUCCCGGCUGGAGAGGAGUGACCGUCCCUGAGUGGGCCUAUGGACUGAUCGACACUCUCUGACCCACCCCUCUUCCCUCCAACACCCCCCCCACCCCAGGAGGAGGGGUGGUGUCACAGUCAUCAGGCCCCUUCCUACUUCUGCCCCGUAGAACUCAGUGACUCUACUUAAGAUGUUAUAUACUCUUCCGACCUGGGUUCCAUUUUCCAUGCUAAUAAAAAGCGGACUUGUGCGGGAUAGUUCAUUUCUCCCACAAGUGUGUGUGCUACUGAUCUCCCUCCGAAAGGAGAAUCUGUUUUUUCUUUUCUUUUGCACUCCUGGGGGCAAAGCACGCCCCGCUGUUUUUCACUUUCGGUAAGUAGCGGAAUGAAAACUUCGCCGAGCAGACCAAAAUGAGUAACUCAACAUCCUCGAUUGCGUUUCCAAAGCAAAAGCCCCUUGACCCGAUUAAGCCUGGCCUGGCUCUGAGCGAUUCCGGCCUUCGGGAACGGGGUCUGAGUGCCGGGAAGCAGGUCCAGGAAGGGGUGGGAGCCACCACCCUGGAUGACACAAGGGGCCAACCGGUGAAGAAGGCAGCGGGAAAUGCAGGCCUUCCCCAGCUCUGUGACCAGGUAUUGGUUUUUUGGUUUUGUCUUUUUUUUUUUUCCGGUCUUUUGUGCUGAUGCUGUUUUGAGCGAACACAUCCCCUCCUUUUCUGGAGGGUCCAUCCUUUUUUACAAAAGUCUUCAAUAAAGAUAACGUUCUUGAGUGAAACCAUCGA
Molecule: messenger RNA, 1329 nt
Organism: Tachyglossus aculeatus (Australian echidna)
Lineage: Eukaryota; Metazoa; Chordata; Mammalia; Monotremata; Tachyglossidae
Gene: TRAPPC3
Product: trafficking protein particle complex 3
Exons: 5
Coding region: 48-590 (180 amino acids)
Biological process (GO): endoplasmic reticulum to Golgi vesicle-mediated transport; intra-Golgi vesicle-mediated transport
Cellular component (GO): TRAPP complex; cis-Golgi network membrane; cytosol
Source: RefSeq, a predicted model, not a curated record